AUGAUCUGGUCUAAUUAGAAUGAGCAGCGACGGGGAGAUCGGCUCCCUGCAUGCCGGCGCUGAGGGAGCUCCGUGCGUCAAAAGAGAAAUCCAAAAGCGAAAGAAACGUCCAGGUAGGAUCGCCGCGGAGAGAAGGUGCCCGACGGAGCGCUGACGCUUCCCACACAGACUCCCAGACAAGACAGACGCAGCCACACAACUCUUCGUAAGGAAAGGGGGGAAGCGGAUCAUCUGAAUUCAAACAGUGCCGCUUCCAUGGCAUCCACUCUGGGAAACGGCACUCGCACCCCGGGAACUCCGGGCGCACAACUGAAACGGAAGCUGAAACGCAGAAGGAGAAGACGGUCUAAGAGAAAAGAAAAGAUGGGUGGGGUUUCUGCUUUCAAGCUGCUGAGGACGGAAACGGCGCGCGCCGAGGACGAGGACAGUUUCAGUAAGUUCCUGUCCCGCUAUUUCACACCGUGCCGAGGUACCAGCAGUGGGGAGGUGAAGGAGAACCGGGACACUGGAAACCUGGAUGAGUGCCCCAUUGGCCCAAGGUGCUGCCAGUCAUUCUUCAGCCCUGACACGCCUAGAGGCGCGACUUCCGGUUUGAAAAGGAAACAGCCUCUUGAGGAAGGAAAUGGCCGGCGCCUACGAAAGCCAGAGCCGGUCCGCAGGAAGCAGUCGUGGUCCGUUUUGCCGAAGAAUGCCUUGGUGCAUCUGAAUGAGCUCCGACCGGGCUUGCAGUACCAGAUGCUGGCCCAGACGGGUCCCCGGCAUGCUCCUGUGUUCUCCGUCACCGUGGAGGUGAAUGGGCUGGCGUUCAAGGGCACCGGGGCCACGAAGAAGGCAGCCAAAAUGCGGGCAGCUGAGCUGGCCCUUGGGUCCUUCAUUCAGUUCCCCAAUGCCUCCCAGGCCCACCUGACGAUGGCCGGUGCAGAGCAGUCCCCGGUGGACUUCACCUCAGACCGGGCUGCGGACUACUUGGGAAUCCUGUUCAAGGAGUUUGAGCCGUCAGUUCACAGUGACAGGGCCCCCGAGCUCCGGAACCGGCAGGCAGCACCGCAGACGGGCUACAAGAGCCCGGUGGCACUGCUGAAUGAGCUACGGCCAGGCCUGCGGUACCUGUGCCUUGCGGGUGGUGCCGAGGCUGGCCGGGUCCACCGCCGCUUUGUCAUGGCACUCAGGGUGGACGGUAGAACGUUUGAGGGCUCGGGCCGCAGCAAGAGGCUGGCAAAGAGCCAGGCGGCCCUGUCAGCCCUUCGGAGCGUCUUUGGCUUGGGGCUGCCGCCCAACUGGGGGGGCAUCGGGGAGCCUGGCAGGAAGCACCCCCACUUACCCCAGGGCUUUGCCGAGUCAAUAUUCCACUUGGUGGCAGAGAAAUACAGCGAGCUGGCAGACAGCUGCACCCCCUUGCAUGCGCCCCACAAAGUCUUGGCAGGCAUCGUAAUGACCAGAGGAUUAGAUCUCCGACGGGCCCAGGUGGUAGCCAUAGCGACCGGCACAAAGUGCCUCAACGGUGAAUACAUCAAUGACCAGGGGCUCGUGGUGAACGACUGUCACGCCGAAAUCGUCGCCCGGAGGGCGUUCCUCCGAUUCUUGUACUCGCAGCUAGAGCUCCUUCUCAGCAAGCGACAGGAGGACAGGGCCAGAUCGAUCUUCAUGUGGCGCGAGGAGGGCUGCCAGGUCCGGGAGAAUGUCAUGUUCCAUAUGUACAUCAGCAUGUCACCCUGCGGCGAUGCCCGGCUCAACUCGCCCUAUGAGACCACGGCGGACCCGCAUCGCCAGCUGCGCCCAAUGAGGAGGUGCCGCGCCCAUCUGCGGACGAAGGUGGAGUCCGGCGAGGGCACGCUGCCCGGGCGUUCCCGCCAGGCCACCCAAACGUGGGAUGGGGUCCUGCAGGGCGAACCUCUCGCCACCAUGUCGUGCACCGACAAGAUUGCAAGGUGGAAUGUUCUCGGCCUGCAGGGGGCGCUGCUCUCCCGUCUGGUGGAGCCAGUGUACCUGCACAGCCUGACGGUGGGCAGCCUACUACACGUAGGCCACCUAUCCCGUGCUACGGCUCAGCGUCAGGAGAGGCUUGGUUCCCUGGCUGCCCCGUACCGACGCCACCGGCCCCUUCUCAGCUGUCUUGGCCGCAGCCCCUCCCAGCAGCCGGGGAAGCCUCCAAGCUCCAGCCUGAACUGGACGAUCGGAGACACCCAACCGGAGGUGCUGAAUGCCUCCAGGGGCACCAGGGCUCCCUCGGGGGCCCCCUCGCGGCUCUGUAAACGGGCCCUGUUCUCCCGCUGGGCGAGGUUGCUCCACAAGCUGCCUGGACCUGGUGCAGGCGCCAUAACGGAGCCGCUGGUGUAUGGAGAGGCUAAGCAGAGGGCAGGCCUCUACCAGAAGGUCAAGCAGAAGUGGUUCAGGGCCCUACAUGAGGCUGGACUCGGGACUUGGGUACGGAAGCCACCAGAGCAGGACCACUUCCUGGUAUGCGUGUGAGCAGGGACAGGUAGGGGGUGAAGGUUAACAUUCAGCCAAACCCCCCUACUUCUCCUCCGCCGCUGCCAUUCUCCCAUGAGCUGGUGAAAUAUGAGCUAAGAUGCGUGACAAUUACCCGCAAUUAGAGAGAAAACAAAGUGCCAACCAGACAAACUGCACAGAAUACGGGCUGCAGAGGUGCUCUGAAAUGAGACGGUGGAGACGGGGACAUUGUGAGACAGACGGACACUGAAAAGAAACUACACAUAGAGGCAUUGUGAGACGGGCUAACACUGAAAUGAAAUGACACAUAGAGGCAUUGUGAGACGGGCUAACACUGAAAUGAAAUGACACAUAGAGGCAUUGUGAGACGGGCUAACACUGAAAUGAAAUGACAC
Brienomyrus brachyistius is the source of this 2846-nucleotide messenger RNA. Its product is annotated as double-stranded RNA-specific editase B2-like. The transcript has 10 exons. Bases 256 to 2469 code for a protein of 737 amino acids. Gene Ontology annotation, biological process: RNA processing; adenosine to inosine editing. Lineage: Eukaryota; Metazoa; Chordata; Actinopteri; Osteoglossiformes; Mormyridae. The record is from RefSeq and is a predicted model, not a curated record. Gene Ontology annotation, cellular component: cytoplasm; nucleolus. Gene Ontology annotation, molecular function: tRNA-specific adenosine deaminase activity; double-stranded RNA binding; double-stranded RNA adenosine deaminase activity.